CGCGUCAGGGCGCGAGCCGAGGCGCCGGGCUCCCACUGGCUGGGCGGCCUCGCGCCGGGAGCCCUGAUUGGCUGAAGCCUCUGAGGCGACAGAUUCCGGAAAGGGAAAGAGUAGCCAACAUGGCGGCGGAACGCGGCUCAGGGCAGCAACAGUCGCAGGAGAUGAUGGAGGUUGACAGGCGAGUGGAAUCCGAGGAGUCAGGGGAUGAGGAAGGGAAGAAGCACAGCGGUGGCAUCGUGGCUGACCUGAGUGCGCAGAGCCUGAAGGACAGAGAGGAGCACAGCGAAGUGGACGCAGGAGAGGAACAAGAGCUGCCUGUAGACAUGGAAGCCAUCAGCCUAGACGGAGAUGCUGAGGAUGUGGAUCUGAAUCAUUACCGAAUUGGAAAGAUUGAAGGAUUCGAGGUGCUGAAGAAAGUAAAGACUCUCUGCCUCCGUCAGAACUUAAUCAAAUGCAUCGAGAACCUGGAGGCGCUGCAGAGCCUUCGAGAGCUGGAUCUCUACGACAACCAGAUCAGGAAGAUGGAGAACCUGGAGGCGCUGACAGGGCUGGAAAUUCUAGAUAUUUCUUUUAACCUGCUGAGAAACAUUGAAGGGAUUGACAAGUUGACACAACUGAAAAAACUCUUCUUGGUCAACAAUAAAAUCAGUAAAAUUGAGAACUUAAGCAACUUACAUCAGCUACAGAUGUUGGAGCUGGGAUCCAACCGCAUCCGGGCAAUUGAAAACAUCGACACAUUAACCAAUCUUGACAGCUUGUUUCUGGGGAAAAACAAAAUUACUAAACUUCAGAACCUGGAUGCGCUUACCAGCCUCACUGUCCUCAGUAUGCAGAGCAACCGGCUGACCAAGAUCGAGGGGCUGCAGAGCCUGGUGAACCUGCGGGAGCUCUACCUCAGCCACAACGGCAUCGAGGUCAUCGAGGGCCUGGAGAACAAUAACAAACUCACCAUGUUGGAUCUUGCAUCAAAUAGAAUCAAAAAGAUUGAAAAUAUCAGCCAUCUAACAGAGCUGCAGGAAUUCUGGAAUGUGAGCUUCGUGAGGGCAGGAGCUUUGUCCGUUUUGUUCUUUCUUACCUCACCAGCGUCUAAGAAUAGUGCCUGACACAAGGUAGGUUGAAUGAGGGAAAGGAAAAUAGGAAAGGAAGGUUGGUCAAAUGGGUGGAGGCCAACUGUACCUAACAUUGACAAACAUGCUUAUCAAACAUAUCAUCUCAAGGGUUCAUGUCUUUAUGAUAAAAACAGUUCACACAAAGGUGCCAUUUGAAAACUGGGUAUAGAGACUGAAUAGGUGAUUCACAGAGAGAGAAGUAAUGGUUACUUUAAAUACAUAGAACAUUUUGUUUCUCAUUAAUAAUUUUUUCAAAUACAGUGUAACAAUGAGAUAGUGGGUGUUGUCUGCCACGUUGGCAGAUAUUAGCACACUGUGACUGCAGCUAGUCCGUAAUGUGAUGGUUACCCCACAGCAGCCAGUAGGACCACACCUAGUGCACAUUCUCUGUGGGACAUUUGCAGAGCCUUAAAAGUACCCAUAAUUUCACAUCUAAGAUCUAAGCAAAUGAUGAGAAAUGCAGAGAGAGAUUUAUGUACUAAAAUAUAUAAAGACCGGGGUUUGUUUUUCACGGUGGAAGUAACUUUCUUAUAUUUCUUUAUGCUAAAAGUAUGUCUGCUCAUUACAAAACGGGAAAAAAAUCAGAUGAUAAAGGUGAAAUGAGAGAGUCUUUUUUCACGUAUAUCCUCUCAAACAUUUAUAGAGAUACACUAUUUUUUAAAACGAAGAUGAGGAAUCCUAUCUUAUAUAACCAAAAACCAAAACCCGUUGCCG
Messenger RNA from Trichechus manatus latirostris (Florida manatee), 1823 nucleotides. RefSeq names its product protein phosphatase 1 regulatory subunit 7 (gene PPP1R7). Gene Ontology annotation, molecular function: protein binding. Lineage: Eukaryota; Metazoa; Chordata; Mammalia; Sirenia; Trichechidae. The transcript has 10 exons. The record is from RefSeq and is a predicted model, not a curated record. The coding region runs from base 120 to 1103 and encodes 327 amino acids.